CUGAUCGCAAUGGCAUCCCCCAAAGCUUGCAUGUCCACUUACCUGAUCGCCGUCCUCUGCCUGGUCACCGGUGCGCACAGCGCCAAGGCGUUCAACUACGUGGACGCCCUCGACAAGGCGGUCCUCUUCUUCGAGGCGCAGCGCUCCGGGAAGCUGCCGCCGGGCCAACGCGUGGCGUGGCGCGCCGACUCCGCCCUCUCCGACGGCAACGCCUCCAAUGUGGACCUCGUCGGAGGCUACUACGACGCCGGGGACAACGUCAAGUUCGGCCUGCCCAUGGCGUUCACGGUGACCAUGCUGUCGUGGAGCGUGGUCGAGUUCGGCGGCGAGAUGCCGCCCGGCCAGCUCGCCAACGCCGAGGCGGCGGUGCGUUGGGGCUCCGACUACCUGCUCAAGGCGGCGACGGCGACGCCGGGCGCGCUGUGGGUGCAGGUGGCGGACCCGUACCAGGACCACCGGUGCUGGGAGAGGCCGGAGGACAUGGACACGCCGCGGGCCGCGUACAAGGACGAGCUCCUUUGGGCGGCGACGUGGCUGCACCUGGCGUCGUCGCCGUCGCCGAGCUCGCAGAGCGUGUACAUGACCUACAUCAACUCCAACGGGCACACGCUCGGCGGGGAGCAAGACGCGUACACCGUCAGCUGGGACGACAAGCGCGCCGCCACCAAAGUCCUCCUCUCCAAGGUAUUUCUGCAGAACCGGGUGGAGAGCCUGCGCCCGUACAAGGCGCACGCCGACAAGUACAUCUGCUCCCUCGUCCCCGGCGCCGGCGGCUUCCAGUCCCAGUACACACCAGGAGGCCUCCUGUUCACGGAACGCGACAGCAACAUGGAGUACGUGACCUCCACGGCCUUCCUGCUCCUCACCUACGCCAAGUACCUCAGCUCCACCGGCGGCGCCGUCUCCUGCGGCUCCACCGCCGUCACCCCCUCCACCCUCGUCUCGCUCGCCAAGAAGCAGGUGGACUACAUCCUGGGCGCGAACCCGGCGGGGAUGUCGUACAUGGUGGGGUUCGGGGCGCGGUACCCGAGGCGCGUGCACCACCGGGGCGCCUCCAUGCCGUCAGUGCACGACCACCCGGCCCGCAUCGGCUGCGACGAGGGGUUCCACUACCUGCACUCGUCCGACCCGGACCGCAACGUGCUCGUCGGCGCCGUCGUCGGCGGCCCCGACCAGAGCGACAGCUACUCCGACAGCCGCGACAACUACGCGCAGGCUGAGCCGUCCACCUACACCAACGCGCCGCUAGUCGGCGCCCUCGCCUUCUUCACGGGGGCACGCUAG
Molecule: messenger RNA, 1284 nt
Organism: Triticum aestivum (bread wheat)
Lineage: Eukaryota; Viridiplantae; Streptophyta; Magnoliopsida; Poales; Poaceae
Product: endoglucanase 4-like
Exons: 4
Coding region: 10-1284 (424 amino acids)
Biological process (GO): carbohydrate metabolic process
Molecular function (GO): hydrolase activity, hydrolyzing O-glycosyl compounds
Source: RefSeq, a predicted model, not a curated record